Molecule: messenger RNA, 219 nt
Organism: Jaminaea rosea
Lineage: Eukaryota; Fungi; Basidiomycota; Exobasidiomycetes; Microstromatales
Exons: 2
Biological process (GO): mitochondrial respirasome assembly
Cellular component (GO): mitochondrion
Source: RefSeq, a predicted model, not a curated record
CCGGCAGAGCUCGACUCGCCAAAGGACAAGCUAUGGCGUAAGCUCAAGAAGGAGCCACUUGUUCCCAUCGGCUGUCUACUCACCUGCGGAGCUCUCAUCGUCGCUUCAAACCACCUGCGCAAGGGCAAUCGCGACGCCUUCAACCGCUCUCUGCGUUGGCGUAUCUACUUCCAAGGUCUCACAGUCGUAGCAGCUGCGGGAGGCGCCUGGUACUACGGC